AUGCUGGCCGUGUCGGUGCUGGCGGCGGUGCGCGGCGGCGACGAGGUGCGGCGCGUCCGCGAGAGCAACGUCCUCCACGAGAAGUCCAAGGGGAAGACGCGCGAGGGGGCCGACGACAAGAUGACCAGCGGGGACGUGCUGUCCAACCGCAAGAUGUUCUACUUGCUCAAGACCGCCUUCCCUAACGUGCAGAUAAAUACGGAGGAGCGUGUGGAUGCAGCUGAUCAGGAGGUGAUCAUAUGGGACCGUAAGAUCCCCGAGGACAUCUUGAAGGAAAUAGGUGCCCCUAAGGAGGUGCCAGCAGAGAGCGUGACUGUCUGGAUCGAUCCACUGGAUGCUACACAGGAAUAUACAGAGGAUCUUCGAAAGUAUGUCACUACUAUGGUGUGUGUGGCUGUGAACGGUAAACCUGUGCUAGGAGUGAUACAUAAGCCGUUUUCGGAAUACACAGCUUGGGCCAUGGUGGACGGCGGGUCAAAUGUGAGGGCCCGCACUUCCUACAACCAGAGGACCCCGAGCAUCGUGGUGUCGCGCUCCCAUUCCGGAAUGGUCAAGCAGGUUGCUCUUCAGACCUUUGGGAACCAGACUACCAUUAUCCCAGCUGGUGGCGCUGGUUACAAAGUUUUAGCACUCCUAGAUGUGCCCGAUAAGAGUCAAGAAAAAGCCGAUCUGUACAUCCAUGUGACGUACAUCAAAAAGUGGGAUAUAUGUGCUGGCAACGCCAUCUUAAAAGCCCUGGGGGGGCAUAUGACUACCCUGAACGGUGAAGAAAUCAGCUACACUGGUUCCGACGGCAUUGAAGGAGGGCUUCUUGCUAGCAUCAGAAUGAACCACCAAGCUCUGGUCAGAAAACUCCCAGAUCUAGAGAAGACAGGACAUAAAUAAGCAAAGCUCGUGACGGGUCACAGCUCCUCCCGGGCUGAACGGUCAGCUGAAACGCUGGGGGCUUCAAACCAUCGGUGGAGACUAUGCAUGGUUAAGGCCAUCCUGAACUUUUUAAAGUAUUUAUGAAGCAUCAGAGACUUAUUUUCCCUGUAAUAAGUAGGAUGUAGGAUCAGGGAAAAUGGGCUGCUUCGUGUCUCAAGUGUGUCUUUAUUUCUGAGACUAUUUUCGUACAGUUGUCAUACACAAGGCGCAUAUCUAUAUAUUUGUGAAUUAAAAUCUAUAGCUGAGUACAUUGUUAUGAGACACCAUUUUCACACAGCAUCAUGAAUCUUCACUAUUUGUUAGUACUUUCAUAUAGAAUUGGGCUGAAGAAAGGAUUGAUUUUUGUGUAGAUUUAAUAAUCACCUUAAAAUUGUAUCUCAUUGAAAAUAAUUGGGGGUUCUUACCCCUAGUUCAGAUAGAAAGCACAAGAAGCCACACAUUUGUUAAUAUGCAACAAAUGUUCUAUUUAUCUGUUACUGAAUAUUUCUUAAGGAUUAAAAUAGAAAAAGCUGAAAUUGUUUUCUUUCUUUGAAAUUUUAAUAACAGGUUCACCAGCGAGUCGAGAAUCUAGCUAUAUAAUUGUUGCGUUGCGAUUGUAGUUUCUGGGUGUGUGGUUUUGUUUUGUUUUGUUUUGAUACAGAAAAGUGUAUUUGUACCUCUAGGUUCAACACUUCUGCCAUCUUCCUGUUGAUUUCCGUUUGCUCUAAGGGUGGAGGUUCUGUCCUUACCCUCCUGACCAACAUUUAGUCUUUAACUUGUAAGGUCUGGUGUAAGGUUUCAGGGUUCGCACUAGGAUUUUGGUACAUUUGCUCAUUUGGGAUAAAUGAUGCCCUACAAGAAUAUAAAUGAUUCUCUUAAUUGACUUAUUUGGUAAUUACAUGAAUGAAGCUAGCUUUCAUUAUUUUAAAACACCUUGUUUUAAUACUUUUAAAAAAAUUUGCUGGGUUUUAUGUAGAGAUUCUUUCCUCAAGAAUGAUUUAUGGUUGCUUUUACCAUUAGUAAAUGGAUCUAACCUAACUAAACGCUCAAAAGUAGUAACUUUUAAGAUACUUGAAAGUUUCCAUUCAGAUUAAAAGAAUGAUGGUUAUGUUACUUUUUGAUUACUUUUUUAAAAUUCGGUAUGCAAAAUCCGGUUGGAAGAAACGUGGUAGAGUAUUCGCGGAGUCGCUCUACCUAGACCCUUGCGUCACGAGCUCUCACGGGGAUGCUGAUUUCUCUCUGUGUAAUAUCUGGAAACUGUGUAAACAAAUACUGUUAUUUCAUGUGACUUUGUAUUUUAUAAUAUACCGAUAAAGGGGAA
Messenger RNA from Suricata suricatta (meerkat), 2227 nucleotides. RefSeq names its product inositol monophosphatase domain containing 1 (gene BPNT2). The coding region runs from base 1 to 885 and encodes 294 amino acids. Gene Ontology annotation, biological process: skeletal system development; phosphatidylinositol phosphate biosynthetic process. The record is from RefSeq and is a predicted model, not a curated record. The transcript is spliced from 5 exons. Gene Ontology annotation, cellular component: endomembrane system. Gene Ontology annotation, molecular function: 3'-nucleotidase activity. NCBI's taxonomy places the organism in Eukaryota, Metazoa, Chordata, Mammalia, Carnivora, Herpestidae.